Molecule: messenger RNA, 3989 nt
Organism: Sipha flava (yellow sugarcane aphid)
Lineage: Eukaryota; Metazoa; Arthropoda; Insecta; Hemiptera; Aphididae
Product: zinc finger protein 746-like
Exons: 3
Coding region: 1191-1727 (178 amino acids)
Biological process (GO): regulation of transcription by RNA polymerase II
Molecular function (GO): RNA polymerase II cis-regulatory region sequence-specific DNA binding; DNA-binding transcription factor activity
Source: RefSeq, a predicted model, not a curated record
ACCAACGCCCACCGUAGAUGACCUUACCGAUAAUAUUUGACCCCAAUUAAUCAUAAUUAACCUUUGAUCCUAGCCUAAUUGACACUAAUUGGUCAAUUAAAAGGGUUAAUUGACCAAUUAGUUCUCAAUUAAGUACAUAAACUAUGAUCUUUAACGGAUUAAUUGAACAAUUAGUUUCAAUCAAGUACUUGACCUAUGAUCUUUGACGGGGUAAUUGGUCAAUUAGUGUAAAUUAACUACUUAACCUGUGAUCUUCAACGGGGUGGUUGAUCAAUUAGCGUCAAUUAAGCGCUUAACCUAUGAUCUUAAAUGAUUUACCGAUCGAUUACGGGAAAUCGGCGGCGGCGGGUUUAACCCUUUCGCCCUCGGCCACGACCACACUUCACCACCCGAUUCCCCAGUCCGCCGCCGCAACCGCCAUAGAGGCCGCCACUUCACCCGCGGACUUCCCCUCCGCCGUCGUAAUCGCCUAAACUAUCACCACUUCACGAGCGCGCUUCCCCGUCCGCCGCCACCGCCGCGAUCCUUGGUUGCCCCGUCACCGAUCCGCUCGGUCCGGGGUCCGGGUCCCGCCUCGCCCGGCUCAGUCGCGUCAUCGCUGAUAACGGCUCGAUUUUUUCACCGUUAUCAUCGAUUUUACCGCGCUCUUUAUUCUAUCAUCGCAGACGCCAUUACCACGCGAUUACGUGUAAUAAAUGAUAACCGCGCGCGCGCACGCUGACGCGUUUUGAUAACGUUAUAAUUAUAUAACUAUUUUAAGUAAAAUAUAAAUAUAUUCUAUAUUAUAAUAAGUAGCACUACGUGUUAAACAUUAAGCCGCCGCCGCCGUCGCUGUAGUCUUUUUCAUAUUAAUCUUUUAUUUAAAUAAUAUAUAUAAUAUAAUGACCACCAACAGCACAUAUGCGUGUUAGAUAUAAACUCGAGGCUGUUGCUAAAGUCUUUUAGAGAUAAACAUUGCAACACGUGUUGGAGAUAUACAUAUAUAUAUAUAUAUACCAUCAUCUGAUCUUCAAGAUCCCGGAUUGUCGAUGAAAUCACGGGUAAAUGGUAUCAUGUAUUGUAUAAUAAUAAAUGUGUUAUGCGCGUCACUCCGUAACGCCGAACGGUCAGUCUUCGCCCCGAAGUCAACAGUGAUCGUAUCAUUCUGUGCUACCGUUUCAUUUCAGUGAAUUUAUUUAUCUUUUUUUGAAAUGUUUUUCAAAUGCGUUUCGUGCAAUAAAACUUAUGCGAGCAAAAGCAGCUUAACACGCCACCAGAAGACGCAUGACGGAGCUGUUUUUAAAUGCGAUGUAUGUUCCAAAAUAUACCAACGUCGCGAUUAUUUGGUAAAACACGUACAGAUCGUUCACAAAUUUAAAAAAUAUGGGGAUCUGUACAACGCAGCGAUGGGGAUAGCCGUACCGGUGAUGGGAGAAGUGCCGACAGCUGCACUAUUACCACCAUCACCCACCGCUUCACCAACGUAUAACUCGCUAUCAGCACCCCUCGCCAUCACAUCCACCGACACCGCCACCUUCGCCACUAUAGCUAUCUCCGCGCCUGUACCGCGUAAACGUUUUAACGAUAAUUCGGCUGUUAGCGUUAGACGUAAGAAAAAUCGUAUGACGUCGGUGAACACGGACGCUCUUGUCAAGAUCGAUUCGUCUUUUAAUCGAUCUGUCGUAUGGUAUUACAGAAAAAAUGCCAGCAACUGUAGUAGUUAUGACGUUUUUCUGCGGUCGAGCUGAUCGUGAGAUUACGCGAAUGCGUGCUUGUUCACCCUAUUAAAUACCAUCUCAAACUGGAGGCCACUUACGAUAUCCCCAAACUAGAUCAGUUGCUCGUCAACAGGUAUUUUAAGACAUGUGCCCGAGAGCUGUACGAGUUCGGGGAUAUCGACGAUAAGGUAAUGUGAUUGAUAAGCGCAUGUGAUUGUUGAGUGCUUUAAAUGCAUGCUUCUUUCUGUCCACAUUUGUGUCUACGCCAGCAGUCGUUUUUCACCGUGCGGUAUAGUUAAAACUAAAAGUAUGUCAGAUUCAAAUUUACUUUUAGGUAUUUCUGCAGCGUACUAUAUUAUCGCGAAUGCGAAAAAAAAACGUGAGAAAAAGCGUUCCAAAUGGAUAAAAAAUUAUUUUAAAACAAGAAACUUCAGUAUUAUUAACGAUUUGCAAUUGGACGAAGACUUCCUGUUUGGAAACUUUACGCGAAUGUCCAAAACAAAUUUUUUUUUCGUUAUUAAAAAUGAUCGAGCCCGAAAUUGUAAAACAGAAUACCAAAUUUAGAGAGGCAGUACCGCCUAACAUAAAAUUGUUAAUAACACUUCGGUAUUUAGCUACUGGUGAUUCAUUUUCAUAUCUUAUGUACCUAUUUAGAGUUUCCACACACUCAAUAUAAACGAAAAAAUCAAAAUGAUAUAAAUCAAAAUACUGAAAUAAAAAAAUAAUUACAAAAGUCGCAAUCAAAUCGCACGAAAAAUCCACUGGGCUUGGAAACACGUGCUUUGUCGCAUGCUGAACAAAACUUUUCUCCGUUCAACUCGAUAGACGCAUGCGUUAUUGAAUGCGCUUCGUUCGUCAUCGCAUGCUCUACGACGCAUGCACUUAUCGCAAGCAAAAACGCACUAGUGUGGACGUACCUAUAUGGUGACGUCCGAUUUUUCCAUACUUCUCGCCGAGGAGGACGUUUACCGCGGUAAAGGCAGUGGAUACACACUCGCGUGCAUAGACGGGCUGCUUUUAGGCGUGUACAAGUACACGCCGCUAGGCGGCUCGUCUUACGUUCCGUUACCGGCGCGCGUAGCUAAUCGUAAGGCUGUCGUAAGCUCGCAAAACGUUGAUCGCGAAUGUUUCAAGUGGGCCAUUCUGGCGAAACACGUGCAGAACACCGCGCACUGCGAACGAGUCGGAGCGAAUUAUUCGAGCGAGGUGUACCGGUACGACUUUUCCGCGUUAUCCGUCUCCACCCCCGUAUCGGAAAUAAAAAUGAUUGAGCGCUGUAACUCCGGUACGUCCGUAAACGUGUACGGUUUGGGAAAUUGCGGCAAUGAGAAAAUUUCACCUCAUAUCGUAUACCCUCUGAGGGUCGUGGAUACGGAGCAGGACAAUCAUUUCGACCUACUGCUGAUCACGCACGAGGGGGAUAACCAUUAUACGUUUAUCUCGAAUUUUUCCCGACUCGUUAGCACGCAGAUGACCAUGCGAGAACAUAACGUUUUCGUGUGCAAAAAGUGUUUCACCCGUUUCGACGAGCACCUACGCGCUAUAAGUGUAGCGGUGCGGCGGCGCUCGCAAAGCACAUGAAAAUAUGUGGCCCGCACAAACCGAUAGUACCCUUAAUGCUGUCGGAGGGGGUUACGGUACGAUUUGACGCGUGGGUUAAAACGCAACGCUUACCGUUCGUCAUAUACGCCGACUUCGAAUCGUAUCUCCGUAAGUCGACCGAGACGCGAGGCGCUAACACAUCUGUCUCGCAAGACCACUGCCUCAUGAGCUACGGUUUUCUGGUAAAGGUCGCGGACGGUGUGCCCGCGGAAUUGCUCGAAUGGUUCGAGAUUCCGAGCGCACCGGUCAUGGUUCGCGGAUCGGCUGCGCGAGACGACGUGGCGCGGCAAUUCGUCCUGGCGGUCACCUAGAUGCCGGGUAAAUUGUACGAAAUGUAUAUGACGACAAUCACGGGUAUCGUGUGUAGCGUUGGCGAGGAGGAACUCGCAGUGCACGUGGCAAAAACGCGUUGCGAUCUGUGUCGCACGGAGUUCCGCGAAGAAAACCGCAAAGUCGCUCACCACGAUCACCUGUCGGGGCGUUUUUUGAAAACAUUGUGCAACACGUGCAAUUUAAAUCUAAAAACGCCCAAUUUUGUGCCAUGCUUUUGGCACAAUUUAUCAAAAUAUGACGCUCAUUUUAUCGUGACUGAGUUGGAGUACAAUACCAAGAGGAUCACCGUGAUACCCAACUCGGAGGAGACGUACAUCUCUUCCUCGAAGUCCAUCAACAAAGAGUUCACGAUAAGGU